Molecule: messenger RNA, 1692 nt
Organism: Aspergillus thermomutatus
Lineage: Eukaryota; Fungi; Ascomycota; Eurotiomycetes; Eurotiales; Aspergillaceae
Product: putative MFS multidrug transporter
Exons: 5
Coding region: 1-1692 (563 amino acids)
Biological process (GO): transmembrane transport
Molecular function (GO): transmembrane transporter activity
Source: RefSeq, a predicted model, not a curated record
AUGUCUCACUCCCAUGCCGAGUUCGACGUUUCCCAGGAGCUUGGCUUGUCAGAUGGGGAGAAGCAAGAGACAGAUGGGGAAAAGCAAGAGACUCCUGCUGGUGCCGCAGCGCAUUCCCCUGCGUCACAGACUAGAGCCUGCCAUGGAGAGGAACAGCAGAAGGAAGAGGCGGACGGAGCCGAUGGGGCGGCUGAUGGGCGGACUGAUGGCAAGGUGGAGUUGAAGGAGACUGACUGCUAUGACAAACUGGGGUUCUCCUACCCAGUAUGGAAGAAAUGGCUGAUCCUGACAGUUGUCGUCAUGGUUCAGAUCUCCAUGAACUUCAAUGCCAGUUUCUACGCCAGCGGAAUCAGUCUGAUCUCUAAACACUUUAAGAUCUCAAAGCAAGCUGCAAGAGUGGGUCAAAUGGACUUCCUCAUUGCCUACGGAUUCGGUAGCGAAUUCUGGGCUCCCUGGAGUGAAGAAUAUGGGAGAUGGCCCGUCAUGCAAAUCAGUUUGUUCUUUGUGAAUAUAUGGCAACUGCCAUGUGCCCUGGCCCCCAAUUUUGGCUCCAUCGUGGUCGCCCGUGCGCUGGGUGGUCUGUCAUCUGCCGGUGGCUCCGUGACACUCGGUAUGGUUGCGGACAUGUGGGAACCAGACCAGCAACAGUACGCGGUGGCGUACAUUGUCUGGGCAUCGGUGGCAGGAUCAGUCCUUGCGCCCAUUGUGGGAGGCUUCGUGGCAACUUUUCUGGACUGGCAUUGGAACUUUUGGCUCCAGCUCAUCCUGGGUGGCUUCGUCCAAGCCGUGCACUUUUGGGUGCCGGAGACGCGCUGCACCAUUCUCGUGACGAGGGAAGCCAAACGGAGACGCAAGCAGGGCGAGAAUGUGUACAGUGGGGAUGAGCUCAAGGGCAAACGGAUUGACAUCAAGCACUUUGCAUCGGUCUGGGCUCGUCCGUUCAUCAUGUUUGUUCGGGAGCCCAUUGUGCUGUGGCUGUCCCUCCUCAGUGGCUUCAGUGACGCGUUGAUCUUCACUUUCCUGCAAUCCUACGAGCCGGUCUACAUGCAGUGGGGAUUCAAUACCAUCACAACUGGGUUGGCCUUCAUUCCGAUCAUGGUUGGAUACUUUCUGGCUUGGUUCUCCUUUCUGCCCUGGAUUCAUCGCCACUGCCGGGUGCUUGAACGGGAUCCUGACGCGCUCCAGCCCGAAGCCCGUCUAUACUGGCUGCUAUGGGUUGCUCCACUCUUGACGGUUGGUCUUUUUGGCUUCGCAUGGACCAGUCUAGGUCCGCCCCAUGUCCACUGGAUCGCGCCGAUGAUAUUCUCCAGCUGCAUCGCGAUAGCAAAUUAUUCCAUCUAUAUGGCCACGAUCGACUACAUGAUUGCCUCCUACGGACCAUACUCCGCCUCAGCAACCGGCGGCAACGCCCUAGCACGAGACUUCCUGGCAGGUAUCGCAGCCAUGUAUUCCGUUCCAAUGUACAAAAACAUGAGCGACUCACUCCCCCUCGAAUGGCCUUCCACCCUCCUCGGCUUCCUAUCCAUCAUCUUCAUCACCCCGAUUUACAUCUUCUAUUGGAACGGACCCAAGAUCCGUGAAAAGUCCAAAUUCGCCCAGAUUCUCGCGUCCGACAGGAAGAAGGCCGGACGUCGGGUCUCGCAGUGCGGUUCUGGCGAUGCCGGCCCCGAGGAGUACUACCUUGAUGCAUAA